GCAGACUUGGAAACAGCAGAAAUAAACAAGUUCGUGGCAGAAGUUAUCCAGACUCCUUUAAAGCUCCUGAAGAGAGUGGGAAAAUCUAAGCAGGAUAUUGAAGCUAUUGAAGAGGAAGCAGAGCCUCCUUUGCGUCCUCUAGCAAAGAAAGCAAAACACGAUGGUGAAUGUCUUGCAGAGGCAGAAGCUGAGAACAUUAAUCCAAGGACUGGAAAGGGGAAGGCAUCCACUAAAAAGGUGCCGGCAUCCAGGAGCAGGAGGGCUGCUUCAGGAAGUGUGAAGCAGACGAGUAAAAGAUCAAGCAAAAAGAGCUUCAUCACUCCAGCUACUGGCAGACUUGUUGGUCUCUGUGCUCGCGGAGGUACCUCCAUGGUCACACCCAGAUUUGAUUCCAGCGUUUUCAAGACGCCGGGUUUGCGCACGCCCGCCCUCAAUGAACGCGUUUAUGCUGUCUCUGCCAACGGCAGCCCCCUGGCCAACAGCAACGACAUCUUCCUCACCGUCCCCGUUGGUGGAGGGGAGAGCAUUUGUUUAACAGCAAGUGAUUUGACCGAGAAGAAUUUUCUUCAUCUGCAUCCAGAGGCCCGAGGAAUUAUGAAGAAGUUCUCG
Apaloderma vittatum (bar-tailed trogon) is the source of this 609-nucleotide messenger RNA. It is a transcript of the gene CDCA8, whose product is annotated as cell division cycle associated 8. Gene Ontology annotation, biological process: mitotic sister chromatid segregation. The transcript is spliced from 6 exons. Gene Ontology annotation, cellular component: chromosome, centromeric region; spindle midzone; chromosome passenger complex. The annotation marks the transcript as partial. The record is from RefSeq and is a predicted model, not a curated record. Lineage: Eukaryota; Metazoa; Chordata; Aves; Trogoniformes; Trogonidae.